Molecule: messenger RNA, 7180 nt
Organism: Drosophila biarmipes
Lineage: Eukaryota; Metazoa; Arthropoda; Insecta; Diptera; Drosophilidae
Gene: enok
Product: histone acetyltransferase KAT6A
Exons: 5
Coding region: 192-7085 (2297 amino acids)
Biological process (GO): nucleosome assembly; regulation of DNA-templated transcription
Cellular component (GO): MOZ/MORF histone acetyltransferase complex; nucleosome
Molecular function (GO): histone acetyltransferase activity; DNA binding
Source: RefSeq, a predicted model, not a curated record
CCUUAUAAAGCCUUCUAAUACUCAGUAGCGAUCAAACUUCAUUGCAAAAUUAAUAUUUGUUAUUGUUCUCAAGAUAUUAAAUGUCUUUAGAUGCGUUCGCCGAUGAACUGCUAGUGCGGCAUUGAGUUAUAUCCGCAGUUCGGAGUAAAUUUGUGCUUACUUUCACUACAAUCGAAAUAUUAAAUUAAGCCAUGAUGAGGGAAUCGGCUCACGACAUAAACAUGGACACCUGGAAGCAGUGGAUCCUCGAGGCCAUAUCAAAGAUCAGGUCCCAGAAGCAGAGGCCCUCCGUGCAGCGGAUUUGCCAGGCCAUUGGCACUCACCACAAGUUCCAUGAGGACAUUGUGGCCGAGAAACUGGAGAAGGCCGUCGAGUCGGGAGCUGUGAUCAAGGUGUACAACAAGGGUUUGCACUCUUACAAGGCCCCGAUGGCCAAGCGUCGCAUCAAGGUGGAUAAGAACACCAAUCUGUACAAACUGGUGGCCAAGGCGGUCCACGAUCUGGGCGAAUGCGAGGGAUCCACCAUCAAGAGCAUAGAGAACUACAUCCAGAAGUUCAAUUGCAUCGACCUGUCUCCUAAUGUCGACUUCAAGGCCGUGAUCAAGGCGUCCAUCAAGAAGGCUGUGGAUGCCGGCUUUCUACUCCAGGAGGGAAAGUUAUACAAAAAGGGUAAAUCCCUGACGACACCCCGGAAGUGCGCACCAACCUCAGAUGUGGUAAUCAAGGGCGAGGAGAGCUGCACCCACUGUGCGGGCAACUCGCAGAAAAACCUCAAUGGCAUCCCAGAGCCACUGAGCUCCUGCAAACAGUGCGGUAUCUCCCUGCACACCACGUGCGCCAAUAUCGCGGGCCGGUGCAAAUCCCAAUCCUACGUGCUGCUCUACAUGCUCGUCACCAAAGGCACAAUCUGGGAUUGCCAGAACUGCGCUGACUGUGCCGUCUGCAAAAUGCGCAACCGGGGACCUUGCCUGCUGCAGUGCUUCGUGUGUAAAGACCACUUUCAUCUAACUUGUCUUGAUACGAUCCCAGACAAGAAGCCCAAGCAUCCGUACAGAUGUAAAACAUGCUCCAAACAAAGCAUAGAUAAUCCAAAGUUGGUAAGGAAAGACAAUUCACGAAUAAAAAUGGAGAUGGGAAAUGAGAGAAUGGCUGAUAGACAUGCAUCCAAUAAGCGGCAAUCCAUCAAAAAAGAAGGCAACAUCGAGAGUCCUUCCACCUCAAAACUUUGCGUUUACAAUGACGGCAAUGGCCAGAGGAGAAAAAUGCCGGUGAGCCUAAGCUCCAAAAAACUUAAUCACAGUGAAGAUCAGUUCGAGUUUCCCGGCAAGCAGAAGAGGUCGCAAAUAUUACAGGGAGGCUACUUGGCUAGCCAGGAAACGCGCAAGCGUACCUUUUCGGAUCUGUCCUCUACGAGUUCGUCCAGCGAAAGUGAAGAUGAAGACGAUGAGGACGACGAAAGGAAUAGGAAUGGCGAUGACAACGACCAGGACGAGAGCACUUCCUCGGAUUCGUGCACUUCAUCGAGCUCAGACUCUGACUCCAGCGAGAGUUCGAGCGACAGCUCCGAGUGCGAUGACGAGAACGACGAGGAGGACUAUGACACCGAUCGGAGCACGCUGAAGGGAAAGAUCUUCGAGAAUGAGAAACAGAGCUGUGCUAAACUCAAUACCGUCGACGGUCUAGGGUCUCCGCAUAACAAUGAAGCGACAAGUGAGAACUGGGGGUUCGCUGCCGUGGCAAAAAACCCAAUUGACAUAUUUGUAAAAUCAAAAAAUAACGCCAGUGCCAAGAGCAUUGGUUACACCAAGCCAGCAGCGAGCACGUUUGCCACGUCCCCCGCUUCAAAUCGAGGGCAAAAGAGCGCCCCAGUAGCUUCUUCCACUCCAGAUAAAAAUUCCACAACCAUUGGCGCUAUGACCAUUAGGCGUCAGACGGCAAACGGGCAGAAGAAAAAGGUUGUUCCCUUGAAGAGUAUGCCCCUCGAAGCGGGCAAAUCGUACGAGAAGUGCGAGGAUGACAUUCCGUAUCUAACAGAGGAGACUGUUAUGAAAGUUCAAUUGCUGGAGGAGAUUGAACGAUGCAGAGAGACCCGCAGCGAGGCUGAUGGAAAACCAGAAAUGAACAACGAUGAGGAUGUGCCCGGGGAAAACGCAAAGCGUGCCAACCCCUUCGAGAACCAGCCCCUGCCGCCUGGUGUGACCGCCACCGACGUGGAAUUAUACCAAGAGGUUCUCCACAAGGCUGUAGUUCAAAUGUCCAAUAAUCACAUCGAGAAGGCAAAUGAUGUAAGCCUAAAGCCCGGACAAAACACCCAGAGUCCCAAGUCGAUCCAAAUCGGAAAGUGGGACAUUGAAACCUGGUACUCCAGCCCCUUUCCGCAAGAGUACGCCAGGCUAUUGAAACUGUUCUUGUGCGAGUUCUGCCUCAAGUACACAAAGAGCCGUUCUGUGCUAGACAGACAUCAAAACAAGUGCAUUUGGAAGCAGCCGCCGGGCACGGAAAUCUUUAGGCAAGGAAACAUAUCCGUGUUCGAGGUGGAUGGCAACGUAAACAAAAUAUAUUGUCAAAACUUGUGUCUGCUGGCCAAGUUCUUUCUCGACCACAAAACACUGUACUACGACGUGGAACCUUUUCUAUUCUAUAUUCUGACUAAAAACGAUCAAAGCGGUUGCCAUCUAGUGGGCUACUUCUCUAAGGAAAAGCACUGCACGCAAAAGUACAACGUUUCCUGCAUUCUGACGAUGCCGCAGUAUCAGAGGCAAGGAUACGGCCGUUUUCUGAUCGACUUCAGUUACCUGUUGAGCCGCGAAGAGGGACAGUUGGGUACGCCGGAGAAGCCGCUCUCGGAUCUGGGCCGACUUUCGUAUUUUUCCUACUGGAAAUCCGUUGUGCUGGAGUACUUGUACAAGUAUCGCAACAACACAAAGAUAACCUUCAAGGAUAUAGCCAUCAAAACGGGUCUGGCUAUUUCUGACAUUGCCCUGGCCUUCGAAUUAUUGAACUUUAUUAAGCUAAGGAAGAACGAUGGAGACAUAAGGUACCAGAUAAAUGUGAAAAUCGAUUGGAAGAAAGUGGUUGCUCACCACAACAAAAUGGCGAACAGUAAAACUCGAAUAAUCAUAGAAGCCGACUGCUUGAGAUGGAGUCCGCUGCUGUCGGCCUCGAAGCUACCAAACAUAAUCAAGCCAAUUUCCAAUCGUGAAUAUUUGAACAACCAAAUUGAGAAAAAGUCAGAUUUUAAGGAAGCUAAUGAAGACGCAAAGAUGAGCGUUAAGCCUAAUGUAUCCCCCACCCCAAAGCCAAAUCCGGGAUGUCUCGAAUUGCCUGCUAAGAAGCGGGGGCCCAGUUCCGAAAAAUUGUUUGACGACCGAGAAAAUCAGCGAAAACGUGCAUGCCCGGAGGAGUUCUUAAAAUCGGCUGUUAAUGAGGCAAAAAAAUGCAAGGUGGUCGCAGCACUGCCACCCAUUGAGGAUCAGUCCUUUGGCGAGCUCUCGGACUCAUCGGAUUGUAAGUCUUCUAAAGAACUCUCUGAGCAGUUGACCAAGAGGGCCCAACGACUGGCCAAACGGAAUGACCUAAUCCCCCACACCAAUAAAAGGAAGCACUUCGAUCGCACGCUUGAGAGUAGUGUCAGCUUAAGCGAAGAAAAUCCGCCGGUGCAAAGUCAAUCGGAGAUGGCAGGAACCGAAUGUGGUCCCAAAUUGGCGGAAACAGCUGCCAAGGAAGUAUGCAAGAGUGUUGUGGAAAAGGAGCACGUCGACAAACCGGUUAACAUUGUACCCAAGCUGCGGGGCAAACAGUCUAAUGGCAAACGCUCCGAGGAGUCGCAGUUCAAUGGGAACACACCAUCAGAGCCAGCCGAAGUUUCGUCGAUUAGUCCAGCCAAGGAAACCACUAAGGAGUUGGUAAGGGUGGCUAAAACGGAGAGCCCCGAGAAAAGUCAGGAGUCGUCAAACAACGAGGGCGAACCUAACAGUGUAAGCGAUCAAGUGCUCGAUGCAGUGGCUAAGAAAACCAAGAAGACGCUGUUCUCCGAAGUAACGUCCUACAACACUGAAGACGUGAAAUAUAAUACGCUGGAUAAGCCGGUGGUAAAGCAACCUGAUCCGAAAGAAAGCCCCAAGGAAGUAAAACCCCCACUGGAAGUUCCUGAGCAAAAGCCCAAGCCUAAGAGUCCCGAAAAAACGGAUACAGUAAAAGUAUCUGCAGAGCCCGUUCCAGAGCAGGUAAUUGUUCCUGUAAGUACGGAGAAGAUAUCAAGUUCUGCGGACCAAAGCAAACUAGAGUUGGAUGUGAACUACUUGAAGCUAUCUCCAGACUCAGCGCCGAUUCCUCCAGCAACGCCAGAGCAGAAACCACUGCCAGAGGCUCCAGUUCCAGCUCCAAGUGACCAGAAAGAAAAAGCUAAGGAAACCAUUAUCGUUAAACCUGUUGAAACUUCACAGCGGUCUCCAGAAUUGGAAAGGAUUAAAAAAGUUGAAAACCCUGUGCCUAAUCCACCAGCGCACCGUGCUGAGGCUACUUCCCAUUCGGAGCAACCAGCACCUCAGCCGGUGAAGCCAACACCGGAGAAAGCUGAGCAGCCUGUGGCCAAGGAGCAUGCCGACAUUAAGGAUAAGGCAAUUAAGAAACCAGUGCCGGAAGUACCAGUUGUAAAGCCUGAAGUAAAUAGCAACGAGAAGAAGUACGAUCCCAGCAAGGUGAAAGUGGCCCCCGAAAAGGAAGUCAUCAAGGCGGACCAACAACUAGUGCAGGUCAAGGAGGAGGAGAAGUCGAAUGCCAGGGCGCCCUCGGCACCUAUCCCCAUACGGGACAAGAUCCAACUGAAGGGCAACGAGCAUGCCCAGUUGCAGAACUCCAUACCCUCUCAGUUCCCGCUUAAUCAGAUGCCCAACUAUCACAACCCGCAGUACUGGCAAUGGGAUUACUACGGCUACAAUCUUUCGCACUUGGACGCCUCGCAAAAGGGACAGAAGCAGUUUCACAAAGACCUGGCCACGAGCAUGGCCUACACGCACAACUUUACGCAAAACCUCUAUCAGUCCGCCAACCUGGCCAUGCAACACGCCCACCACCAGAUGCAACAGACCAAGGAGAAGCACAAGGUGGAGCGCAAGAACAAUGGCAAGAAGGAGGAGCAGUCAAAGGUUGUGUCCAGUGUCAGUAAUGUGGUCAGCACUGCCCGCGAGGAGGCGCAUGUCCAGCAUUGCAACGAGUACGCAGCUAACAACCAGGCGGCCAUUUACAAUCAAAAAUGCACUCAGCAGAAGCAGGCGCAGCAAAUGAAGUCCCUGGCCAACGGCCAGAACCCGGGGCCACGGCAAAGCAACCCCAACCCGGCUGAGUCGACCGUUCUGAUGCCCAAUGCAGUGAAUUCUCAGGCUGGAACUGUACCCGCCAAGCAGAAAGUCGAGCACGGCGUCAACGCGACUUCGGUCAUUUCGCGCGAGGGAAAGCUCAAUAAGAUUGGCCAUCCCAACAUUCACGCCUCCGUCCAGCAUGCCAAUCUUCAGGUGAGCGGCGGCCAAUCCGAAGUCAACCCAAACAUGGUUUACAACACGGAGUCUUCGGCCAACUCGGCCAUGCAGCACUACGAUUGCGGAAUCAGUGGGCAAAUAAACAUUGAUUCGCCGGCCAAUAUUGGCACCGCCAUCGCGCACGGCUCGCAGGAAAUCGCAGCGACAUCCAAUGUACACAUGCAUCAGCCGCACAGGCAGUUCUCCGACUGCUCCAUGCAGAACCAACCCGUCACCACGCCCAUGCACAUGUCCAUACAGAACUCCCACAUGCAGCAGCAGAACAACCUGAAUAUGAACCUGGCACCGGAGGGUUCGCCAAACAUCAAUCUCUUGAGCAAUCCGCAGCACCAGCACCAGAGCAGGAAAUUGAAUACCCAGGCGGACAUCGCAGCCAGUUCACCGACACCUUCUCACAGAGCCACCACGCCCAAGCAAAUACGCGCCGGAAAUGCCCAGCAGCGGGACACUAAAAACGCGGCGCCAGCCACAACCACAACCAAUACUCAUCAUCAGAUUCCCCAGGGCGGAGCUACGGCGAAUAUUUCCAAGUCGCAUCACGACUCCCUGCACAAUCUGCAGUUCUCGCAGCACGGUCACCAGCAGAAUAUGCAGCCCAUCGAUUACGUGCCCAUUCCGCAGAUCAGUCAGAACUUCUCGGCCAAUCCCUCGAACUAUGACAUCGUUAGCAUGCCGGCGGUGAUUCAGCAGCGGAUGUCGCUCAACAGUUCCGUACACUCGCUCGCCAACAGCCAUCAGCGCAUAGAGCAGCCAUCGUCGGCGUGUGCCGUCAACAAUUUCUACUUGCAAAACAACAUGCCGGCUGCCGAGAAUGCGCCGCGAGUACCGGUGUCGAGUUCCCUGGGAGGUCCGCCAUCGGCGGGCAACAAUGACCAGCGACAGGCGGGUCAGGAAUCGAUAGCCGCAGCCAAUAGCAGUGGGGCAACCGCAUCGCUGGCAGGCAACUUGUGCAGCCUGUCCAAGCUGCAGCAGCUUACCAACUGCUUGGAGAGCCAGCCAUGUAACACGUCGCCGGGUGCCCAGGUGAACCUAGCCCCCUCGCCGCACCAUCCCAUUCCGCCGAACUCAAUGACCCCUCCGCCGCACCUGCUGAUGCAGAACAGGAACAUCUCCACGCCGCCCAACAUGCUGCAGACGCAGGUGACGCCGCUGCAGUACAAGUACUAUCCGGGCAACAUGAACAUCGCGCCCAUUACGUCGGCGCAGAACACGAGCCGGAACACGCGCAACACACCCUCGGCCCCGGUGCAGCACACCUCGACGCCCAUGGGCAGCGGCAACAACCGGACCGCCAAUGUCCACAUCAGUCCGAACCUGAUGGCUCCCUACGGGGCCAUCAACAGCUACCGGAUGUCGCCGCAGCAGUCCCCGCCCACUGGAAGCUACAGCUCGGGGAGCGAAUACCCCAACUCGCAGAUUCCGAUGCAGAUGAUGAAUAUGCAAUCUCAGUACCAGGAUGCCUGCGUGCUGCAGCGAGGCACUCCAUCCAACCCGAUGUAUCCCACGUAUUCCCCCUACUUACCUCUCAACGGUUCUAUUCGCAGAUAAUAGAUGCGCACAUUUUAUAUGUUAUUGUAUUGAGUAUGAUUGUAUAUAAAUGUGUGCUGUAAAUAAAUAAAUAUUACGUCAAUUUAACAAUUCAA